Molecule: messenger RNA, 2844 nt
Organism: Parnassius mnemosyne (clouded apollo)
Lineage: Eukaryota; Metazoa; Arthropoda; Insecta; Lepidoptera; Papilionidae
Source: the annotation of a GenBank genome assembly
AUGCCAGGUGGAAGUGGUGCAUACUGGAGGUGGCCACUGAUGAUAAUAAGUGCAUUUUGUGACUGUAUAUCUAUCGUCGAUAUAGUGUUAAAGAUGUUCAUGCCCUAUUAUGAUAAACGAGGUCUACUUAUUACGGAUAUAAGAGCUUGUAUAAUACACUAUCUCGUCCGAGGCUUUUUAAUGGACGUGAUAGGAGUAACGCCAUUUUACGAAUUAUUCAUGGUAUAUUUAAAUAAAGAAAUUGACGACAACGAUGUUCUACUCAUUAAUACGUUAAGCAAAUUUGCUCAUUUGUAUUUAGUAGUCGGAUACUUUGAUUAUUUGGCUGAUACUCCAACAGUGAACAAAGCAUUGAUUAUGAUAUUAAAAUGGGAAGUUAUUUCUAUACUCCUAAUGUGUGCUGCUAGUCACUAUUUCGUCAGGAAAUGUAUCUAUUUUACUUGGGAUAGCUCGGGCACAUUUACUAAUGCUACGCUCAUUAGCAAGUGUUGGCUUCCGACUUUCAGUGAUAUUAAUGGAGACCAGCUCACUCAAGAAAACAUUCGCAUGAUCUUUGCGCAAAGCUUAAGUUUUGCUCAAAGUGGUCUCAUGCGAAUUGAUUUGGGACUGUUUAAAAUAAGUCGGGAUGAUAUCAGCACUGCUUUGGUUCUGCUAUCUCUUGGAUGUUCUUUCUGGUGCGUCUUAUGUUACCGUCUCACGCUACUAGUUUUAAACACUCGCAGUAAUACGCUUUUUCAACAUGGCGUAUUUCAACUUAAAAGAUUUCUUGAGGCAGAAAGAAUUGAAAAGCAUAUAAUUAAUUCUGCUCAGAGACAUUUUAAGUAUGUGUGGCAAAGGACUAAAGGAAUAAAUAUACAGCAAUUGAUGAAUGAACGCAUUAGUGUCGUUUUUAGACAGGAUUUGAAUUAUUAUUUUUUUAAAAAAACACUCGCAGCCCUCAACACAUUAUUACAAGGAGGCGAACAACUAGAGAGACAACUGGCAACCGCCUCCGUUCAGAUGUAUUUCUUACCAGGUCAAGAAAUUGUAAGGGAGAUGGACUUAGCUCCAUGGGUGUAUGUUGUCCAUCGCGGCAGGAUUGCUGUUAAACGAGAGGGUGAAAAUUUGGCAAUUUUAACGAAGGGGGCUAUUUUUGGUCAGCUUGAUGGAAUAGAGUCACGACCCGUGCGUAUUUCCGCAGAGGCUGAAAGUUAUGCAGACGUUUUGCAACUAUCUAUUGUGGAUUUCCAAGAAGCUCUAGAUAAUGAGACCAGAAGUAACAUUGAAAAUGAUGCUCAAUCCAAACUAGAUUUUAUGAAUAUAACGGAAUUUAUAACUGAGGACCCUUAUGACACUAUUCAAUACAUCCUUCGCGGAAAAAAGUCAAUAAAACUACCUUGGAUGCAAACGCAUGUGGAUGCACAAAAUGGUACUUGGUAUUCCCGCUGGCUUUUCAUUACGUGGUUAAUCGAGCCAGUUGUCACUUCAGUUCUGGUACUCUCUUUGGAAACUGUACCCGAUGAAUCAAUGUACAUACUAUAUUGGAUAUUACUUGUGUUAGAUAUUGUUCAUUUUCUUCACUUCCUUUCUGAUUUCUUUAUGAUGGAGUUAGUAGUUGUAAAAGGUGAAUGCGUGAUGAGGACUUUGAAGUAUAGAAAGCUGUUGGAUUGGGGUUGUUACGCAGAUAUAAUUUCAUUGGUUGUACCUUUAGUUACUUUUAUAUGGGGGAAUUGGUUAUAUCAAUUAGCAAAGCUGAUAAGGCUUCGGCUUCUCUACGAUUUUUAUAACUAUUUCUGCACGGGAUUCCAGAGCAGGUUUGGUUCUCUUUUACUAAAAUUUAUAUCGGUGCUAUUGAUUCUACACGCUAUGACCUGUGGUUGGAUAAUGGUUGCAUGUAGAGAAGAAGAAUUUCCUGUGAAUGUUCCUGAAAUACCACCUCAUAUUAAUGCUACAAUUGACUACAGUGAAUGGAUGCAUCCAAGAGACAGAAAAGGAGGUUGUGCAACAGUGACGAAAACGUUUCAAGUUGAGGAUAAAAACCAGUUCAGUUUUGUGGUUCCAAAAAAUUGUAAGGAUGAUUACAUUGUAUCAAUGACUUAUAUAUUGGUCCUUUAUACGCAUACUGAAAUGGACUCUAUUUUAACGUUAAAUUUAAAGCAAGUUUCUUACAAAAUUGUAAUCAAUUUUAUUAUUUACCUUUUGGAUAUAUGGAUUUUAAGCAUUGCGAUAAGUGCUGUGUACACAAAACUCAGUGAAUUAUAUGAUUAUGACUAUAACGUGGCGAAGUUGAUUACUUAUUUGAAACACACUGGACUGUCACCGACUUUGUUACAAACUGUGGAGAACUACACGAAACACUUAUGGCAAAGGCAGAGAGGUAAUUGGCUACCUGAGCUGGCACAAAAUGCUCCCCAGUGUCUUCGAGAAGAUAUUUUUGGCGCCCUGUAUAUGUACCAUUUGAUGACACCGCCUCUCCUUCGAGACCUGCCUCAUUAUUUUAUUCGGCAAUUAGUAACGAGACUAAAUCGGAUUGUUAUCUUUCCUGGAAAAAUGAUCGUGCAAGAAGGUGACAUAUUUCCUUGUAUGUAUUUUAUUCACGAAGGGGAAGUCGAAAAGUGGGUUACCGACAAAGGCGGCGACAAAAAAAUGAUAUCCCUUUUAAGUACAAACGAUUAUUUUGGAUUUAUACCAGGUCUCUUCCCAAACUCUCCAUUUCAAUUCACCUAUAUAUCACGGACGGUCGUUGAUGUAGUUUUCUUGAGAUUUCAAGACUGGCAAGAUCUUCUGCAAGGGUACCCUGAAGUCAAAUAUAGUCUAUACACUGCGGCGAAACAAUUGAAAAAGGAAAUGAUGGGAAAAAAUUAG